Messenger RNA from Siniperca chuatsi (mandarin fish), 2078 nucleotides. RefSeq names its product GTPase IMAP family member 7-like. Lineage: Eukaryota; Metazoa; Chordata; Actinopteri; Centrarchiformes; Sinipercidae. Bases 307 to 1488 code for a protein of 393 amino acids. The transcript is spliced from 2 exons. Gene Ontology annotation, molecular function: GTP binding. The record is from RefSeq and is a predicted model, not a curated record.
GGGAUUACAAUGUAUCAGCGAAGCAAAUAUGAGCAAUCAAUACAUUGAAACCUAUGAAAAAGUUUAUUUUAGCAAAUUUAGUCAAGACAUUCAAAGAGAGGAACCAUAUCAUGGACUGGGAGGAGGCCAGAACUGUCUGUGACGUAUCUGAGGAAUGUGGUAGAGCUGUUGCCGAAGCUGUCUAGGCUUGUCAAGAUAAAACAAAAACAAACUGGGUCCAACAUACAGGAAACAUAUUCACACAAACUCUGGCAGUCUUGUCACUCUGACUAAUUGUCUCUCCGAAGUCACUUCACUUUUGAUAAUAUGGACGUGUCAAACAGAAGAAUUGUCAUCUUGGGAAAAACUGGAGCUGGGAAAAGCAGCCUGGCUAACACCAUAUUUGGAGAGAAACUGUUCAAGAUCGACCAUACUCUCAACUCUGAAACAAGUGAAUGUCAAGCAAAAACCAAAUCUGUCAAUGGAAGAAGCAUCACCUUGAUUGACACUCCUGGUUUCUUUGACACAGAUAUGUCUGAGGAGGAGCUGAAGCCUGAGAUAGUGAGAUGUAUCACAGAGUGCUCUCCUGGGCCUCAUGCUUUUCUCAUUGUGCUUAAAGUGGAGAAAUUCACAGAGCAGGAGCGGGCUGUCAUCAACAAAAUAAAUGAAUACUUUUCUGAAGAAGUCUUCAAAUAUGCAACAGUUGUCUUUACUCAUGGAGACCAGUUCCCUGAAGGACAGACAAUUGAGGACUUUGUCAGUCUGAAUAAGAUGAUGAGUGAUUUGGUGAAGAAAUGUGGCAGCCGGUGCCACGUCAUUGAUAAUAAAUACUGGAACAAAAAUCCAAAGGAUAAAAACAGGAGCAACCAGUUCCAGGUGGAGGAGCUUCUUAACACAAUAGACAAGAUAACUGAGGCAAACAACGGAAGCUGCUACACUAAUGAGAUGCUACAAGCAGUGGAGGAAGAAAUACAACAAGAGGAGGAGCACAUAAGACUGUUAUCAGGAAACAUGUCAGAGGAAGAGGUCAGAGAGCAGGCCAAGGGCAGAGUAUACACGACGCUUUUGGUCAAAUUUGCAGGUACAACAACAGGUUCAUUGUUAGGAGCAUUUUAUGGUGUAGCAGUGAUGGUUGGAUUAGUUGCCACAGUUUUAAAUGAGACUUCAAAGCCAGUACAAUUACAACAAGCUAUAGGCAAACUAGCAAAAGCUGCAUUAGGAGGAGGAGCAGUAAUAACAGGAGGAGCAGUACUAACAGGAGGAGCAGAAGGAGGAGUAGCAGGAGCAGCAGUAGCAGGAGGAACAGCUGGAAUAACAUUAGGCAUAGUUACAGGGACAUCUGCUGCAGUGGGAGCACUAAUAGGAGGUGUUACAGGAUAUCAUGCAGCUGAGGGAGCAGACACACCACUGGAUGCAGCAAAGAGGGCAGCAGAGGCUGUCAGGAAUGAGGCCCAAUCUGUCUUAGAUGAAGCAAAUGAUGUUAUGAACAGACUAAGAGCCAAGUUUUAACAGAGUCAUAACCAAUAAUGAGCCGUGACUCUUGAAGAAAGGGGAGAUAAUAUAUAAUUAUAAAGCCAUAUCUCCCUGUAGAUCAAAUGGAAAUCGUGCUCUAAAAAUAUUGAACCAUUGAGCUGACUAUGUUCAUUCAUAUGUAAUAUGUAAUAAGUUGUACUUCUUGUCUGAGCUUCAAACUUCAGACACUUAUUCCUGUUUCAUGAGCUAACUACAGAGUGUUGGUUUGAUGUGUUGUCCAGUGCAUGUACUGUAAACUGUAACCACAAAAAAUGAAGAUAAAACAUUUUUUUACAGCAUUCAUAAGAUCUUAAAAACUGUUUAAAUAAAACCAGUGUACACUGUUGGCUGUAUUUCUGUCUGCUCUUAAAAUAUUUGUCACUUUUUCCUGUUGCAAAAGCUAACCAGAAAAUAUCACUCAAUGUAUGUACAACACGAUUAAGUCAGUUUGAUGCUCCUGCAAAAAUAGUUGUGGUUCUUUAUGGAUUAUAAUAUAUCACCAAGGCAAAUAUGAACAAUCAAUACAUUGAAACCUAUGGAAAAAAUGUAUUUGAGUAAAUAAAGUUUUUACUUGGUAAGGUAAUCAA